Molecule: messenger RNA, 8714 nt
Organism: Doryrhamphus excisus (bluestripe pipefish)
Lineage: Eukaryota; Metazoa; Chordata; Actinopteri; Syngnathiformes; Syngnathidae
Source: RefSeq, a predicted model, not a curated record
CACAGAGAUGAUCAGAUAUCGUCCAUUGUGGCAUGUUUGACUUCCAUGCUCACACUGAACAGGACGGUGUUGGACACGUUCUUAAAGUAUUUCAGAUGUGAGGUUGAACAGUCAAACGGACAUUCAAAAUUGCCGGCACAUGUUAACUUGCCGGUCGCCAUGGCAACCAAGUUUAAGAGAAGGGGAUCCGACUGGGCACUGGAGGGCUGGGACCCUAACGUCCGCCGUCUGAGCUACAAGUACACCACCCUCAUCAAGGGCGACUAUGUGUGGCUGGACUUGAAGAGUGGUCGGGAGUUUGAGGUUCCAAUCGGUGCGGUGGUCAAACUCUGUGACUCGGGACAGAUCCAGGUGGUGGACGAUGAAGGAAAUGAGCACUGGAUCUCCCCCCAGAAUGCCACCAACAUCAAGCCCAUGCAUCCCACCUCCAUCCAUGGAGUGGAGGACAUGAUACGCCUGGGGGACCUCAAUGAGGCCGGGAUCCUCCGCAACCUGCUCAUCAGAUACAGGGAGAAGCUCAUCUAUACAAACUGUGGUGGCAGGACAUAUACUGGCUCCAUCCUGGUGGCCAUCAACCCGUAUCAGCUGCUUCCCAUCUACACGGCCGACCAGAUACGCCUCUACACAAACAAAAAGAUCGGUGAGAUGCCUCCUCACAUCUUCGCCAUUGCUGACAACUGUUACUUCAACAUGCAGAGGAACAACCGUGAUCAGUGUUGUAUCAUCAGCGGAGAAUCUGGAGCGGGAAAGACAGAAAGCACCAAGCUGAUCCUGCAGUUCCUGGCAGCCAUCAGCGGCCAACACUCGUGGAUCGAGCAGCAGGUCCUGGAGGCCAACCCUAUCCUGGAGGCCUUUGGCAACGCAAAAACCAUCCGCAACGACAACUCCUCUCGCUUUGGGAAAUACAUUGACAUCCAUUUCAACAAGAGAGGAGCCAUCGAGGGAGCCAAGAUAGAGCAAUACCUUCUGGAGAAGUCGCGAGUCUGUCGCCAGGCCCAGGAUGAGAGGAACUACCACAUCUUCUACUGCAUGCUGAAAGGCAUGACUGCUGAUGAGAAGAAGAAACUGGGCUUGAGCAAAGCCACAGACUACACCUACCUGACUAUGGGGAAGUGCACGGUGUGUGACGGCCGUGACGACAUGAAGGAGUACUCCAACAUCCGUUCUGCCAUGAAGGUUCUGAUGUUUACUGACAAAGAGAACUGGGAGAUCUCCAAACUGCUGGCCGCUAUUUUACACAUGGGCAACUUGCGAUAUGAAGCACGUACCUAUGACAACCUGGAUGCCUGUGAGGUGGUCCACAGCCCGCAUCUUACGACUGCUGCAACCCUGCUGGAGGUGGAUGGUAAGGACUUAAGGAACUGUCUAACAAGUAGAACUUUGAUCACUAGAGGAGAAACGGUGUCCACCCCCCUCAGCAUGGAACAAGCACUAGAUGUGCGCGAUGCCUUUGUGAAGGGUAUUUACGGCCGCUUGUUCGUGUGGAUCGUGGAGAAGAUCAACGCUGCCAUCUACAAGCCUCCAUCCUCACAGUCCAAAGGUAUCAGACGCUCCAUCGGACUGUUGGACAUCUUUGGCUUUGAAAACUUUACAGUCAACAGCUUCGAGCAGCUUUGCAUCAACUUCGCCAACGAGAACCUGCAGCAGUUCUUUGUGCGUCACGUCUUCAAGCUGGAGCAGGAGGAGUACAACCUGGAGAACAUCAACUGGCAGCACAUCGAGUUUACCGACAACCAGGACGCCCUGGACAUGAUCGCCAUCAAGCCCAUGAACAUCAUCUCGCUGAUCGACGAGGAGAGCAGGUUCCCUAAGGGCACUGACAGCACCAUGCUGAACAAACUCAACUUUCAACACAAAGUCAACACUAACUACAUCCCUCCAAAGAACAAUUACGAAACGCAGUUUGGAAUCCAACACUUUGCUGGAGUCGUUUACUACGAAACCAAAGGCUUCCUGGAGAAGAACAGGGACACUUUAUAUGGUGAUAUCAUCCAGCUGGUUCACUCCUCCAAGAACAAGUUCAUCAAGCAAAUCUUCCAAGCAGAUGUUGCCAUGGUAACACACACACACAAAAUUUACUCAAGCAUGAACAAAAUCAUUAUUUGCAAUAAAACAAAUAAUGGAAGUGGAAUGUUCUCUGGUGGAGCCUUUUCCUGUCCUGCAUGUUUCUACACACAUCUGAGUCACUUCUCUUUGUGUGUGUGUGUGUGUGUGUGUUCUUUGCAUGACCAUCCUGCUUCUUUGCAGUUUCUGUGUGGUUUUGCUCCUGCUUCUUGUCUCCAUCUCCCUUCCAGCACUCUCCCUAAGGGGGCGGAGACCAGGAAGCGUUCUCCCACUCUCAGCAGUCAGUUCAAAAGAUCUCUGGAGUUGCUGAUGAGAACUCUGAGCGUCUGUCAGCCGUUUUUCGUUCGCUGCAUCAAACCUAAUGAGUACAAAAAGCCCAUGCUGUUUGACCGGGACCUGUGCGUGCGUCAGCUGAGGUACUCGGGAAUGAUGGAGACCAUCCGCAUCCGCCGUGCAGGUUAUCCCAUCCGUUACACCUUUGUGGAGUUUGUGGACCGCUACCGUGUGCUCAUGCCUGGAGUGAAGCCGGCGUACAAGCAGGAGGAUCUGAGGGGAACCUGCCAGAGGAUCGCUGAAGCCGUGCUUGGCCGAGAUGAUGACUGGCAGAUGGGAAAGACCAAGAUCUUCCUCAAGGAUCAUCAUGACAUGUUGCUGGAGAUCGAGCGAGACAAGGCCAUCACUGACAAGGUCAUCCUCAUUCAGAAGGUUGUUCGUGGUUUCAAGGACAGAUCAAACUUCCUAAGGAUGAGAAAAUCCGCGGUGUUGAUCCAGAAGACGUGGCGAGGAUAUCUCUGCAGGAAGAAUUACGGAGCUAUGCGGGCGGGCUUUUCUCGCCUCCAGGCUCUGGUCCGCUCCAGAAAGUUGUGUGCUUCAUAUCACGUGGCCCGACAGCGCAUAACAGGUUUCCAGGGUCACUGCCGGGGCUUCCUGGUACGCCGUGCCUUCAGACACCGUCUGUGGGCCGUCAUCACCAUCCAGGCCUACACCAGAGGAAUGAUCGCACGGAGGUUAUACCGCAGGCUAAGGGGCGAGUACCGAAGGAGGCUGGAGGCUGAGAAGAUGCGUCUGGCUGAAGAGACUAAACUGAGGAAUCAGAUGUCUGCAAAGAGAGCCAAGGCUGAAGCUGAACGCAAACACCAGGAGCGUCUGACCCAGUUGGCCAAGGAAGAUGCCGAGCGAGAGAAGAAGGAGAAGGAGGAGGCAAGGAGAAAGAAGGAGCUGGUGGAGCAAAUGGAGCGUGCCCGUAUGGAGCCAGUCAACGACUCAGACAUGGUUGACAAGAUGUUUGGCUUCCUGGGCACUACAAGUUCUUUUCCUGGUCAGGAGGGACAAGCUCCUGUGGGCUUUGAGGACCUGGAAAGGACCCACCGGGAGCUGGAGGAGGAAGACUUGGAUGAAGCUCUUCCUCUGCCAGAGGAUGAUGAUGAGGAGGAUCUGUCUGAGUACAAGUUUUCCAAGUUUGCUGCCACCUACUUCCAGGGCACCACCACGCACACUUAUGUCCGUCGACCCCUGAAGCAGCCGCUGCUCUUCCAUGAUGAUGAGGGAGACCAGCUGGCAGCACUGGCCGUGUGGAUCACAGUGCUCAGGUUCAUGGGAGAUUUGCCUGAGCCCAAAUACCACACAGCCAUCAGUGACGGCAGCGAGAAGAUUCCAGUCAUGACCAAAAUCUACGAGACUCUGGGAAAAAAGACUUACAAGAGAGAGUUGCAGGCACUCCAGGGAGAAGGAGAGACGCCUCAGUCCGACAGCCCUCGCAAGAAUAGCCUCCGACACAAACUGGUCUCGCUUACUCUGAAAAAGAAAUCCAAGAUCACUGAGGAGGUCACAAAGCGCCUUAACGAUGGCGAGUAUGGUCUCCAUGGCAACAGCAUGCUGGAGGACCGGCCGACAUCAAACCUGGAGAAACUUCACUUCAUCAUCGGUAACGGCAUCCUGAGACCUGGGCUGAGGGAUGAGAUCUACUGUCAGAUCUGCAAACAGCUGAGUCAGAACCCAUCUAAGAGCUCUCACGCUCGAGGUUGGAUACUCAUCAGUUUGUGUGUCGGCUGCUUUGCCCCGUCAGACAAGUUCCUCAAGUACUUGAGGAACUUCAUCAGCAGCGGGCCACCGGGCUAUGCUCCGUAUUGUGAAGAAAGACUGAGAAGAACAUUUGUGAAUGGGACCAGAACACAACCUCCAUCCUGGCUGGAGUUGCAGGCAACCAAGUCGAAGAAACCCAUCAUGCUGCCGGUAACGUUCAUGGACGGAACUACCAAAACGCUGCUGACGGACUCAGCCACGACAGCCAAAGAGCUCUGCAACACACUGGCCGACAAGAUCAGCCUGCAGGACAGAUUCGGCUUUUCGCUCUACAUCGCUCUGUUUGACAAGGUCUCAUCUUUGGGCAGCGGAAACGACCACGUGAUGGACGCUGUGUCCCAGUGCGAGCAGUACGCCAAGGAGCAGGGAGCCCAGGAGAGGAACGCUCCCUGGAGGCUGUUCUUCAGAAAGGAGAUCUUCACUCCAUGGCACUGUGCUGCGGACGAUACGGUCGCCACCAACCUCAUCUACCAGCAAACUGUCAGGGGCGUCAAGUUUGGAGAGUACCGCUGCGACAGGGAGGACCUGGCAGAACUGGCAUCUCAGCAGUAUUACGUAGACUACGGCUCAGAGGUCCUGCUGGAGCGACUGCUGAGCCUUAUUCCGUCCUACAUCCCGGAUAGAGAGAUGAGCAGUUCCAGGACGGUGGAAAAAUGGGCUCACUUCAUCAUGGCAGCCCACAAAAAGGGCAUCUACACACAGAAGAGGUUUGACCCUCAGAAGGUCAAAGAGGAAGUGGUGGACUUUGCUCGCCACAAGUGGCCUCUGCUCUUCUCUCGUUUCUAUGAAGCCUUCAAGUUCUCCGGUCCAAGUCUGCCUAAAAACGACCUCAUUGUCGCAGUCAACUGGACAGGCGUGUAUUUUGUCGACGAGCAAGAACAGGUCUUGUUAGAGCUCGCCUUCCCAGAGAUCACUGCGGUGUCAAGCAGCAGGGGAGGAAAGUUGCAGAGUCAGAGCUUCACACUGGCAACCAUCAAAGGAGAAGAGUAUACCUUCACCUCCAACAACGCUGAGGACAUCCGCGACCUGGUGGUGACCUUCCUGGAAGGCCUGAGGAAGAGAUCAAAGUUUGUGGUGGCAUUACAAGACAGCCCCAACCAGAAUGGUGAGCCGUCCACAUUCCUGAGCUUCCAAAAGGGAGACUUGAUCUUGCUAGACCAAGACACUGGUGAGCAAGUUCUCAACUCAGGUUGGGCACAUGGCGUCAACGAGAGAACCAAUCAGAAAGGAGACUUCCCAGCUGACUCCGUCUAUGUCCUGCCCACCAUGACACGACCUCAGCAGGAAAUUGUGGCUCUCGUGACCAUGACACCAGACCAGCGACAACAGUCAGUGAGAGUGUCACAACUUAUGCUUCCUGAGGGUGAAGACUCAGUCAAGCCAUACACACUGGAGGAGUUCUCCUAUGACUACUUCAGGCCUCCUCCCAAACACACACUAAGCAGAGUGAUGGUCACUAAGAAUCGAGGUAAGGACAAGUUAUGGAGUUGCACCAGAGAGCCUCUGAAACAACCACUACUGAAGAAGGUGAUCCAUCAUGAGGAUCUUGCACAGGAGGCCUGCAUGGCUUUCAUUGCUGUGAUGAAGUACAUGGGUGACUACCCCUCCAAACGCACCAGAUCAGUCAACGAGCUGACCGACCAAAUCUUUGAGGGAUCCCUGAAGGCAGAGCCACUGAAGGAUGAGAUCUUUUGCCAGAUCAUCAAACAACUCACUGACAACCACGUCAAGUACAGUGAGGAAAAAGGCUGGGAGCUCCUCUGGUUGUGCACUGGUCUCUUUCCUCCCAGUAACAUCCUUCUGCCACACAUCCAGCGCUUCCUGCAGUCCAAGAGACAACAUCCUCUAUCUGCCGACUGCAUGCACAGGCUACACAAAGCAUUGCGAAACGGCUCCAGGAAAUACCCUCCACAUCUGGUGGAAGUGGAGGCCAUCCAGCACAAGACGACGCAGAUCUUUCACAAAGUGUACUUCCCUGAUGACACAGAUGAGGCGUUUGAAGUGGAGUCCAGUACCAAAGCCAAGGAUUUCUGUCAGAACAUCUCCACCAGACUGCUGCUGAAAUCCCAUGAGGGUUUCAGCCUCUUUGUCAAGAUCUCAGACAAGGUGAUCAGUGUUCCAGAAGGAGAUUUCUUCUUUGACUUUGUCCGACAUUUGACAGACUGGAUCAAGAAAUCACGUCCAGCAAAAGAUGGAAUGGUUCCCUCUCUGACCUAUCAGGUGUUCUUCAUGAAGAAGUUGUGGACCAGCACAGUUCCAGGGAAGGACUCCUUUGCUGACUCUAUCUUCCACUACUACCAGGAGCUGCCCAAAUACCUGCGUGGCUACCACAAGUGUUCUCGAGACGAAGUAUUCCAGCUGGCUGCUCUCAUCUACCGAGUCAAGUUUGAGGAUGACAAAUCCCACUUUCCCACCAUUCCCAAGAUGCUGAGAGAGCUGGUCCCUCAUGAUCUCAUUCGUCAGAUGUCGCCAGAUGACUGGAAAAGGUCUGUGGUGGCCUUCUUCAACAAGCAAGCUGGUAAAUCGCGAGAAGAGGCCAAGCUGAUGUUUCUAAAAAUCAUCUACAAAUGGCAGACCUUUGGCUCCGCCUUCUUUGAAGUCAAGCAAACCACCGAACCCAACUAUCCAGAAAUCCUGUUGAUUGCCAUCAACAAACAUGGAGUCAGUCUCAUUGACCCAAAAACCAAGGACAUCCUGAUCACACAUCCCUUCACCAAGAUCUCCAAUUGGAGCAGUGGGAAUACUUACUUUCACAUCACCAUCGGCAACCUCGUCAGAGGAAGUAAACUCCUCUGUGAAACCUCGCUGGGCUACAAGAUGGACGACCUGUUGACUUCCUACAUCAGUCAGAUGCUCACCACCAUGAACAAGCAGCGGUCGGGGCGUGGGCUCAACAAGUGAACUUCUUACUGGCAGGAGGCCGCCGAGCUCAUCCGCCUCUUGCGUCCUAUUGGUCACUACUGCAGCUGGGGGCGGACCUUCGGUCACCAGUUGUGGUGGAUGAGUCGCGGUGCUUCUGUCAGUUCGGAAGUGUCCAAGCUCCCUGGAGAGAAUUCGGUUAGAAGCAGCCGCAGCAGCGACGAGGACGACCCCGGCGAAGGCCCCAGCAACUACAACCUUUACCACCACCAGGAUGAGACAUCCAGUGAGGACGACUACCUCUAAAAACGCUGUACCGCGGUUCUCCGAGCGACCUUUUGACCCAACUCCUCAUAUUCAGUGAAUGUCCAAACAGCCAGGAAGGAGGAUAGCAUAGACAUUUUCAAGGUCCAAAAUAUACUUGAGCUGAUUGGUAAAUCUGUUUGUUUACAAGAAAUGACCCAAUACUUCUGCUGUAGCUUGCAACAAAAUGUUUUGUGUUUGUCAUGCUGCAGUUGCAACGUCAUUGCUCAGUAUGCUUUGUGGUUGUGUGCGGUGUGCAUACAUACAUGUAUGAAUAGUCCCAAGAUGCAAUUGACAAAAGUGCUGGAAAAUGAGAUGAUUUUGUUGAUUAUCACUCACUGUUGGUACAUUUUUUUGUCGUAACCCUCAUGUUCAGAUUUCAUUUGAGAUGUUUGGACCCUGACAUAUUUGUUGCAUCUCAGUGUCUGUUAGCUCAGCGGUAGCUAUCACAUCGAGAUUGAGUCGGUUGAGUUUGCCUGGCUGUGUUUUCAUCCAUCUGGUUUAACAAGAGAAUGAGAAGUUCCAUAGUGCCAAACCAUCCAGCGAGGCCUUUGUUUUGUCUUUGCCGUGUGCAACGUUUGCCGCUGGUUAAAGAGAUUUACAUGAUUUGUACAAUAUUAACAUAUAAUUUAACUUGUGUGAAUGCAAUGACACAGGAUAAUGUUGAGAUUGAAAUGUUUAGUGUUUUAUAGUAUGUACAGUAAUAUAUUUUCAUGCAUGUCCUGACAUUGUACCGUGUUUUCCUCAGACUAGUUUAUACUGUGUUGUAAUGUGUGUUAUCUUUCAGCUGACUUUGCCAUGUUUAAAUAUUUAGAUUUCACUCAGUCAUGGCCAAAAAUAUUGGCAUUCCAGAGAUGCCGAUGUUUUUGGCCACGGCUGUAUAAAUUAGGUUGAUUUGUAGUCUAUACAGGCAUGGCCAAAAACGUUGGCUUCUUUGGCAUGCCAAUAUUUUGUUUCAGCUCACUAGCAUGUUAACUGGUUAUUCAAAUUUAACUUUGCAGGAUGUUUGUGUCACAAAUGAUAAAAACAACAACCUUGAAAUGCCCCAAGACCAAUAAUGUGUUUUUUAAUGACUGUUGACAAUGACAGAACUUUUUCCACCGUGUACAAAUCAUUAGUCAGCACUUAGCCUACAGUUGAUUUUCUUUUGCUUAAAAGGCAGACGUUUUACGAACGUGAUGAAAUCAUUUAAGUAAUCAUCCAAAACAUGCAGAGCUGCAUGCAUUGUGAAAGAGGCAUCUGGUCAAAUCAACUACAACACAUCUCGAAAUGUCAAGCUGUUUUGCAUCUUCUCUACACUGUUUUUAUUUGGGGAAAAAAUGAUCACCCUACAAAGAUGAUUGAAAAAUAUUCCUAACACUAGCUAUAAUACUGCAAAUAUAUUGCAUUGUUUACAUCCUGUUCUU